Fusarium poae is the source of this 612-nucleotide messenger RNA. RefSeq lists its product as uncharacterized. The coding region runs from base 1 to 612 and encodes 203 amino acids. The record is from RefSeq and is a predicted model, not a curated record. The transcript has 3 exons. Lineage: Eukaryota; Fungi; Ascomycota; Sordariomycetes; Hypocreales; Nectriaceae.
AUGGCUUCUGUUCCUCAAACGAUGGCGCUAAUAUUUGAGAAACCCCUGGUCAUUAUUGAUGACACUACCGAGAUAAUGUGGCCCGCCGAUCCUCCUGACGCACCCGAGUUCAAAGACGAAGAGGAACCGCCCAAGCAACUGGCCACACCAGUUGAUCCUCGAAGCUCUGCGCGCUUGCCUGAAAUCAGGAAGAUGUCCCUCAUGUACUACGUGGCGCCGCUAUACUCGCAUCGCCCCAACGUUGAGAUCGAUUGGGACUUGGAUGGUCCGGCAUCAGUCUGUCGUGUUGUCGGUUUUUCCUGUUAUGGCCGAGACCAAAAGCGAGUCAGCGCUCUCAAGAAGCAUCUACAACGGAAGAUGCAUGUUCAACACGAUGCAAACUUGACACAACGUCAAACACCAAGCUUGUCUUUCUCAGUUACAUCAGAAAACUCAACAAAGCGGACAGCAGUUGAUUACUUGUCGACGCCAACAUCUACCAAGAAGCCACGACUGGAACAUACUGUUGAGAGCUCAGAAUUUGUUGGUCAUGAUCUGGAAUGGAAUUGCCAUUACAGGCGAGGGAUGAAGUUUUGGAGUGGUCACUGGCAUUCAAGUUUUCAUUUUGGUUAG